Molecule: messenger RNA, 1110 nt
Organism: Aspergillus tanneri
Lineage: Eukaryota; Fungi; Ascomycota; Eurotiomycetes; Eurotiales; Aspergillaceae
Exons: 2
Coding region: 1-1110 (369 amino acids)
Molecular function (GO): O-methyltransferase activity
Source: RefSeq, a predicted model, not a curated record
AUGUCAUUUGCCAGCCUAUCGAACAAAGGUGAUUCUCUCAUUCACCGCUACUACUUCUCCAUGGUCGAAAUUGGGAUAAUGAAACUAUUUGUCGACCAUCAAAUCUUCGCUUUCCUGCCCACCAACGACGAUGGAAUCUCCCUCUCCGAGCUAUCCACGACUCUCAACGCUGACUACAACCUCCUCGAACGUCUUUCCAACUUCCUGGUGGCGGCAAAGGUCCUUUCUGCCCCCCAUCCAGGCUACCUCGCUCACACCGCCGUUUCCCUCCAAUUUGUUGAUCAAGACAGCUGGCAGUUCCUCUUUUUCAACCACAUCUUCGACUUCUUCCUCGUGCCAUCCACCAGCUGGCCCAAGUAUAUGAAACAGCACGGCUUGGUCGAGCCGAAAAGUGCCAGAGAGACACCCUUCGGUCUCGCGGCAGGUCAUCCGGAUAAAACCCUCUAUGAGAUACUAGAGACGAUUCCGGAGAGAGCGGCGCUGUUCAAUCGGACGAUGGCGGCCUCGUUCCCGCCAAUGCCGGUGUUAGGGAUGUAUGAUUUUGGGUGGAUUGGGGAGUAUGCUCGCUCUCAUCCACAGGGGCCAGAUGCUUGUCGCCCGCUGAUUGUGGACGUGGGAGGCGGGAAAGGACAGGCUCUCAAAGCAAUCUUGAAGGAAUAUCCCAGCAUCGUGCCAGAACGCUGCGUGUUGCAGGACGUUCCGGAAGUAAUUCGCCAGGCCCAGGAAGAAGAUGGUGAAGACCAGGUCAUAUUCCGGCCGGUCAAGAAAAUAGCGUCGAGCUUCUUCGAUGAGCAACUCAUCAAAGGCGCUCUCGCCUACCACAUCCGCCGCGUCCUGAACGACUGGCCCGACAACGACUGUGUGACCAUCCUCCGCCAUCUCCGCGCCGCCGCCGCCCCGGACUCGCGCGUCCUGAUUUCGGAGCAGAUUCUUCAGGCCCCACUGACCUUGGAGGUGGCGGCGCUGGAUCUAUGGAUGUUGAACUUUGGGGGGAAGCGCAGGAGUGAGCGGAUGUUUGGGGAGAUUGCAGAACGGGCAGGCUGGAGGGUGAGCAGGAUCCUGAGGGAUAGGAACUCGGACUCGGGGGUGGUGGAACUGGUGGUGUUGUAG